AUGGCAAUUACUAUCUAUUUCAUUGCCACUAGCCUACCUGACCGCCUUGCCUCAGUCCGUGACACGCUUCUUCUGAAGCACCCUAGUGAGCUCACUAUCGAGGUCCUAGCGUCUGCGCUCAAGGACGUCGAGAGCAACCUCUGCUCCGUAGCCUCCGCCUCUGGUGCUGUGCCCCCUCCACUGUUCCACGGGUGCACUGUCCCUCAGCUGCCCACCUUUACAGCCUCUCUCGCCACUGCUGCUACUGACGUGACCGCAGCUGCUGUUACGACUUCUUCGCGGUCUCGAGUCACUGCUCGCUACACUACUACUUUUCCCUGCCCUGCUGUUCCCUCUGGGUCUCUGACUGGCUUCCACGUCCCCUCGUUCUCGAGGAACUUGGUGGGCAUGAGGCCUCUUGUGAGUCAGCACGUGGGUGUGUGGAUUGAGCCCUCUGGUGAGACGGCGGUUUGUGCUGACGGCAACACUUACUCGCCUCUUGCCACCUUUACUGCCGAGCCGGGCUCUGGUCUCUACACACUUCACAUCAGCCCUGGUGGGCAGCAGCAGGAGCAGCAGCAGCAGCAGCAGCGGCAGCAGCAGCAGCAGCAGCAGCAGCAGCAGCAGCAGCAGCAGCAGCAGCAGCAGCAGCAGCAGCAGCAGCAGCAGCAGCAGCAGCAGCAGCAGCAGCAGCAGCAGCAGCGGCAGCAGCAGCAGCGGCAGCAGCAGCAGCAGCGACUCCUGCCCCCGGCCCCGGUUGCUUCCCCCAGUCUGGUCCCUACGUCUCACCAGGUUGCUGCGUCCCCCCAGGUAGCUGGGUCUGGUCAGGUUCCCGUGUCUGGUCCAGUUGUUGCGUCGUGCUCCUGCCGGUCGCUUGCACACCCCACUGUUCUGUGGCACCACCGGACGGGGCACCCGUCCCUCCCUCGUCUGCGCGCUAUGUCUCGUCAGCGUCUUGCCUUAGGCCUCCCGCGUGUCUUGCCGUCGCUGCCGCCUUUGCUUGCACUGCCGUGCAGUCCCUGCGUCGAGGGUCGGCUGCGCGCCACUCCUCACUCCUCCUCCCUUCCUCCGGCCACCGAGCCUUUUGAGACGCUCCACUUGGACGUUUUUGGCCCCGCCCCUCGCCUUGGCCCUGAGCACGAGCGUUUCUUUUUAGUGAUCGUUGACGACUACUCCCGCUACACCACAGUGUUCCCCCUGGCAAAGAAGUCUGAGGGUUGCUUGGCUCUUGUCCACGACACUUCCGCGGACAAGCUCUCGCCUCGCGCCGUUCCCUGUGUCUUCCUUGGUUUCCCUGAGGACUCCUCUGACUUCACCUUUUACCACCCUCCCUCUCACCGGUUCUUUGACUCCCGUGACGUCCGUUUCGAGGAGUCCACCCCCUACUACGUCAGGCUACCCCUCCCCCCUCGGUAG
Closterium sp. NIES-65 is the source of this 1395-nucleotide messenger RNA. Lineage: Eukaryota; Viridiplantae; Streptophyta; Zygnematophyceae; Desmidiales; Closteriaceae. The record is from the annotation of a GenBank genome assembly.